This is a messenger RNA of Botrytis sinoallii, 1023 nucleotides long. RefSeq lists its product as uncharacterized. The transcript has 2 exons. The record is from RefSeq and is a predicted model, not a curated record. Bases 316 to 1023 code for a protein of 235 amino acids. NCBI's taxonomy places the organism in Eukaryota, Fungi, Ascomycota, Leotiomycetes, Helotiales, Sclerotiniaceae.
UUAAAAACAUAUCCAAAUACUCUCAGACUCUUGAAGAGAUAAACGUUCCCCCUGAUCCCUGAUUGGCUGAAAAAAAUUGAUUAUUAGUAAACAAUCCAAAAUAUCAAUAGUAUCAAAAAGACCAAUAUGAAUCUUCAAUACUAUAAAAAUUUUAUCGACAAAGAGAGUUUGAAAAUGAGAUAACAUCUUUGUGGUUUGGUGGAAAAAAUAAGCGAGAUAAUCGUAAACAAAAUAUAUCCUCAAAAUUGUUGAUUUCUGAGUUUCAUUACCUGCAUCCAUCUCCAUUACCCAACCCUCAACCUUCCUUCCGCAACCAUGAUUCCAGCCAAAAGAAGAUAUCUUCUUCAAGAAGAUGCUGGUAAUGAUGAUUGCGAUGGUAGUGGUAAUGGUAGGCAGACCGGCUUCGAUGCCAAAAAUGGUACGCUUCACAAUAAGCGCUCCCGUACCAAGCUUUCGAGCACCGGUAGCGAUUAUCAGUCUUCCAACGAGGAUAGGUAUUCGCGGGAUCGCGCAAUUCGUGCCGCCGCGCAUUGGCGUACCGUUGGUGCAGGUGCGAUGUUUGGUAGUGGGGACCUAGGUGAUCGCAGGGUUCUUCCGAGAAUGCACCAAGUGGCGACGCACAACAUGGGGGUUUCCGUCCAUGGUUGGAAGCUUCAAGCUGGGUAUUGGAUCCCAUUCUUCGGUAUCGCUCUCCACCAUCCGCUAGCGUUCCGAUUGACUUUUGGUACUACGGUGCCACCACAAUACAUCGUCGGGUUACAAAUGGCGAAUUCGGUAUUGGACUCAAGGUAUCACUUCUCAAUAUCAAGGAGAGAUGUUGAUAGAGGUAGACAGAGCACGGAUGUAGUCUUUGUGCACUUGUCGGUAAAGAAUGAACUCCUUCGAGACUGUCGAGAAGGGUACAUUCUUGCCGACUUGGCAUCAAUGAUGGAAUUUCUGGAUGAUUACCAGUCGUAUCUGGGCGGCUGGACCAAACGCAACGUGUACCCGGAUACCAUCGACGUCAUGUUAGGGCAUGGCUGA